AUCACUGUCAGCAACGAUGAGGUCAGCAACCCCUCCUUUCUCGACCUGGUGAGGACUCCUCAGAUGAGAAGGAACACGCUCAUCCUGAUGUAUGCCUGGUUCACAAGUGCCCUGGUCUACCAAGGACUUGUCAUGCGCCUAGGAAUCGUUGGAGGAAACCUCUACCUAGACUUCUUCAUCUCAGGAGCUGUGGAGCUGCCUGCCGCUCUCCUAAUUUUAGUGACAAUUGAUCGCAUUGGCCGGCGCCUUCCCUUUGGAAUAAGCAACAUUGUGGCAGGAAUUUCAUGCCUCAUUACUGCCUUCUUGCCAGAAGAUAUCCCAUGGCUCAAAACGACGGUUGCCACCCUGGGAAGACUUGGCAUCACGAUGGCUUUUGAAAUAGUCUACCUUGUGAACAUUGAACUGUACCCUACGACACUGAGAAACUUUGGUGUUUCCCUGUGCUCGAGUUUAUGUGACCUAGGUGGAAUCGUAGCCCCAUCCAAACCCCAUUUCCUGCUUUUCCGAUUAGCAGCCAUUUGGUUGGAGCUACCUCUAAUUAUUUUCAGUAUUCUCGCAGUUGUCUGUGGGUUCCUAGUACUGUUUUUACCAGAGACAAAGGGAAUCUCCUUGCCAGAGACAGUGGAGGAUGUGGAGCAGCUUUCAAGUCAUUUUGGUAAAUGUGGCAAGAAAUGGAAACACCAGGACACCAGCUCUCAUAUUUGA
Molecule: messenger RNA, 705 nt
Organism: Phaethon lepturus (White-tailed tropicbird)
Lineage: Eukaryota; Metazoa; Chordata; Aves; Phaethontiformes; Phaethontidae
Product: solute carrier family 22 member 3-like
Biological process (GO): transmembrane transport
Cellular component (GO): membrane
Molecular function (GO): transmembrane transporter activity
Source: RefSeq, a predicted model, not a curated record